AUGAACCAAACUAAGUCUAUAGGACAGGUAGAAUAUCCAACUAUACCUAUACAACAGGUUGGGCUGAAUAGGGUGGGGAGAGCUUUUAAUAGUUCUAAAGAUCUGAAUGCUGUGGGAAUGCAAGUUCGUGGGGCUGAUGUGCAAGUUGAUGUUCUUGGGAAGUUUUCUUUCAAUAUGGAGGGCCUUUCUUUUCCGAUUUUAACCUCUGACAAUUUGGAUCACCAUGGUGACUUUGUUGAUCAAGGUGAUGCUGAGUUUGAUGUGGGUACGACUAUGGUCGUUAAACAAGCUGCCUCUACUAGUGGUGAGGCUAAGCAAAAUGUAAGGGGUGCUGGCAAGGAAAGUUGUGCUCAAACGAAGACUUUGGCUAGACUUGAAGGCAUUCAAAGGAAGUUAUGUUUAAGUUAUAACCCCUAUCUCAAUAAGCUUGAGAAUGAGUUUUCUACUGAGUAUAAUUUGAUCCUUGAGCAGGAAGAGUUGUUUUGGUUACAGAAGUCUAGAAAUACUUGGUUAAAGGAAGGGGAUAGAAACACUCACUUUUUCCACUUGUCUACUGUCAUAAGGAGGAGGAGGAAUAAACUUGAAGGUCUGAAUAAUGAGGCUGGAAUUUGGAUCACUAAUAAGGUUGGAAUGGAACUGACUAUUGUCAAUUACUUCCAAGGGUUGUUUGGUGAUACUGGUCUGGUUGAUGAUUAUAGGUUGCUCCCUCAUCUUUUUCCAAGGUUGGCUGAUAUGGAUUUAGAAGGAUUGUGUUCUGCUGAUAUCAAUGAGACGUUGAUCGCUUUGGUGCCUAAAGUUGAGAGACCUGUUUCCAUGACUCAGCUUCGCCCCAUUAGUCUUUGCAACACUCUCUAUAAAGUGAUUUCUAAGAUUCUUGUUGCUCGGCUUCGGCCCUGUAUGGCUAGUUUGGUCAUCCUAAUCAAGUGA
Messenger RNA from Prunus armeniaca (apricot), 927 nucleotides. The record is from the annotation of a GenBank genome assembly. Lineage: Eukaryota; Viridiplantae; Streptophyta; Magnoliopsida; Rosales; Rosaceae.